Molecule: messenger RNA, 1791 nt
Organism: Aspergillus candidus
Lineage: Eukaryota; Fungi; Ascomycota; Eurotiomycetes; Eurotiales; Aspergillaceae
Product: protein HGH1
Exons: 5
Coding region: 293-1387 (364 amino acids)
Source: RefSeq, a predicted model, not a curated record
UAUGAAUCUCAGUUACUUGGUCACUUAAAAUGAAUUAUUUCCCCUCCCUCCCUUUUUGAGGCCCUUUCUUUACAGCACCAGCCACAAGUGGUGGCUCCCGCAACUAUGCGGUUGUGACGGAUGUAUCCAAUCCAUAACAGGAGACCCACAUUGGCCCCGACACCCCGCCUAAGACAAGAGGGGCAAAGCUCCUGCGACUCUUAUCGACGGGCUUUCUUCUCGUGCAUACCUAGAGAGGGCCGUGACCUUUUUUACAUCGGAUUUGGGAUAUAAUAGCUCUUUCUUGCCAAACAUGCCCUCGGAAUUAGAAGAGCUGGUGGAAUUCCUUCAUCAUGGAAACACCCAAAUCCGACAAAUCGCGUGCGAGAAUCUCGUCGGGUUUUCAACCGCCCAGCCGGAACUUUUUAAACGCCAUCAACUUCUACCAGUGCGGGAUUUGAAACUCCUUGUUCGCGACUACACUCCUAUCGCAAAAAAUGCUCUUACAAUAUUAAUUAAUCUCUCUGCCGAUGGGGAGGUGCUGGCUACCCUUGCAGAAGAUGACGUUUUUCUGGAAACUCUUCUCGCUAAAGCGACGAACGUGCAGGAACCCAAUGUUGACGAUGUCUUGAUGCUGUUCGCCAAUCUUGCUAAAUCGGAUACAAUGAAGCGACUUCUCACACUCAAGCGACGGGUCCCCGAGGGUGUAUCUACCUCCGCCAACGCCAUGGACCAGCUAAUGGACUGUUUCGUGAAAGGCGCUGAGGGGAGCUUGAACAAAAAUGCUAAUUACGACUAUCUGUCGUAUCUAUUUGCCGACAUCUCGAAAUCGGAGGAAGGCCGGGCAUAUUUUACCACCAAACAAGACUAUGAUAAUAUAGUACCUGCCUCAAAACUUAUAGUCUUCACGGAGCACAAAAGCACUAUCCGGAGGAAGGGAGUCGCAUCUACUCUGAAGAAUGUUGCAUUUGACAUUUCUUUCCACAGUACGCUGCUCUCCGAGGACGAAAUUAACCUUCUUCCGUACAUAUUACUCCCUAUUGCGGGGCCAGAGGAAUUUGCGGAAGAGGAAGCCUUGGAAAUGUUGCCGGACCUCCAACUUUUGCCCCCCGACAAGCAGAGAGACAGCGACACCAAAAUCAUUGCCACGCAUCUCGAUACAUUGUUGCUGUUAACAACAACCCGUGAAGGACGGGAAAAAAUGAGAGCCGUUCAGGUUUACCCUAUCGUUCGUGAAUGCCACCUCCACGUCGAUGACGACGAAGUUCGUGAGGCAUGUGACAGGCUGGUCCAGGUCCUGAAGCGAGAUGAAGGUGACGAGGAAAAUGGUGCUCAAGCGAUUGAAGGUGCGGAUACGGUCCCAAAUCUAGAGGUGAAUGAAGAUGAGAAGGUCGUGGAGCUGUUCUGAGUUCUCUACACCUCUUGGGCGCGGAUGUACAUCCAAUGGGGACCAAAGUCUAGUUGUCUGAAAAACCCAACUGGGCCUUAUCUUUUCGGGGAUGUGCCACCAUAGUAUCUCAUCCUCGGUUAUGCUUAAAUUCAAAGGCACAAACAGAUCCAUGCGUGGCAGGAUAAAAAAUCGAGGGGGUCAAUAGACAGGCCAUUUCAAAAACACAAAAUGGGGGAAAGGGUAUCAUAUCAUGACUUACGAGGGCUGGGGGGACAAUUUUCCUGCAUUCCUAGGCUCGGAUAGAUUUGGUUUGAAUAUAUGGCUGUACAUGCACAUAAACAUGCAAAAAGACACAUAAAUGAGUAAACAAUUCUCUCCCUCAUGUCUCAAUGGAACGCAGGUAUGGACAACCAAGUACGGUA